This is a messenger RNA of Rotaria sp. Silwood1, 546 nucleotides long. The record is from the annotation of a GenBank genome assembly. NCBI's taxonomy places the organism in Eukaryota, Metazoa, Rotifera, Eurotatoria, Philodinida, Philodinidae.
AUGUUGAAUAUAUUUAUAAAAAAAAGUUUUUUUCAUCCACGAUUUAUAUCAACAAAUAAUUUAACAUGUACCGUGGCUGCUAAUAAACCAAUUGAAUGGAAUUAUUUGAUAGAAUGGCUUAAAAAUGGACAAAAACAUCCACUUUGGCGUGAGGAACAACAAACUCAACGCUAUAUUGAACAUCAAAAAUUAGUUUCGAAAGAAUAUAGAUCAAUUAAUGAUUUUAUUCGUAUACGUUAUCUUAAAUGGGAUGUAGAUUUGAAUAAAUCUAGUCAAAAACGUAUUGCUAUUCCAAGUGUAAACUCAAUUAAAGAACCACUUUUAACACCAAAUGAUUUUCCAUAUUAUUUAGCAAAUGGCAUUCAACAUUGGCUUAUAUGGUGUGAUCCAAAACCAAAAGAACCAGAGAAAAUAGUUGAAGAAGUUAUGAAUAAGGAAUUUGAUUCGAAAAAAUUUGACAGACUUUCUUUUGUCAAUCCACCACGCUUAAGAUCUAUCUCUGAUGUAUUUCAUGCACAUGUAUUUACAAGAGAAAUAAAAAAAUAA